Messenger RNA from Phycodurus eques (leafy seadragon), 2205 nucleotides. It is a transcript of the gene aida, whose product is annotated as axin interactor, dorsalization associated. Bases 231 to 1142 code for a protein of 303 amino acids. Gene Ontology annotation, molecular function: phosphatidylinositol binding. The record is from RefSeq and is a predicted model, not a curated record. Gene Ontology annotation, cellular component: membrane. Gene Ontology annotation, biological process: determination of ventral identity. NCBI's taxonomy places the organism in Eukaryota, Metazoa, Chordata, Actinopteri, Syngnathiformes, Syngnathidae. The transcript is spliced from 10 exons.
UGGGACUUCAGUGAGGGCUAGUGAGCAGACGGAAAGGGUUUGGUCCGUUCCGGUAACGUUCUGGGUGUCACCGGUCGGUGUGUGCGUCAGCGCGGCUCCGAACUGCCGCAGACAGCCUGGGCGGCGUCGGUGCUCCAGCCCCGAAGAAGCCCCCCACUCCCCGUAGAUGAACGUCGUCCUCGGCUAUGCUGCCCUGAGAGCGCCGCCGGUGUGGUACCCGCCCUGCCAACAUGUCUGAUGUCAACAAGACUCUGCAGAAAUGGCACGCCAGUUUCAGAAAAGGCACAGACUUUGACUCGUGGGGACAAUUAGUGGAGGCGAUAGACGAGUACCAAAUUCUUGCGAGGCAGUUGCAAAAAGAAGUGCAGUCAUCAAACUCAACAGACUUCACAGAAGAGCAGAAGAAAAAUUUAGGGAAGAUUGCAACAUGCCUGGAGAUGAGGAGUGUCAGUUUGCAGUGCACACAGUCGACAGAGGAGUUCAAAUUGGAAGACUUAAAGAAAGUGGAAAGCAUCAUCAAGAACUUAUUGACUUACAACAAAGAAUUUCCCUUCGACGUCCAGCCGGUGCCCUUAAGAAAAAUCCUCGCUCCUGGUGAAGAGGAGAACCUGGAGCUCGAGGAAGAAGAUGCCGCCGCAGUCGCCGGUUCCACAGAAGCGUUCCCCCCGAGAGCUCCCGGUACCUUGUUGCCACGGUUACCCUCCGAACCUGGAAUGACGCUGCUUACAAUAAGAAUAGAAAAAAUUGGUUUGAAAGAUGCCGGGCAAUGCAUCGACCCGUACGUGACCAUGAGUGUCAAAGAUUCGAACGGGGUGGACUUGAACCAAGUGCAGGACACCCCCGUGGCCACCAAAAAGGAAGACAUCUACAUUCACUUCAGUAUGGACGUCGAGAUCCAAAGGCAUGUGGAGAAACUACCUAAAGGGGCAGCUAUUUUCUUUGAAUUUAAGCACUACAAACCCAAGAAGAGGUUUACCAGCACAAAAUGUUUUGCCUUCUUGGAAAUGGACGAGAUCAAGCCUGGACCCAUCGUGAUUGAGCUGUACAAGAAGCCCACUGACUUCAAGAGGAAGAAACUUCAACUUCUCACAAAGAAGCCCCUUUAUCUUCAUCUUCAUCAAACCUUGCACAAGGACAGCUAAGACGCCCUCACAUGCAAUAUAGCACUACUAAAUCAUAGUAUUUUUUUUCUCCGUGGCUAUAUUAACAGAGUAAAGGGAACUGAGCCACAAGUUGGUGGCAUCCACACAUUUCUUUCCUUUAUAUAUAUAUAUAUAUAUAUAUUUUUUAAGUGCAUACCCUGGUAAAAACCAUAUUUGGACUAUUUGGAGGACAUAUUUCAUGCUGCGACACUUUGGAACUCAACGUGUUGCGUCGGGACUCCACGCAAGGUUGUGUCAAUAUGCGGUGCUCACCUGUCUCUGUUUGCACUGUUGGACCUUGAAACAGAAGUGUGCAAAACAUGCUGCCAAAAAGCUGACGCCAUGUGUAGCAAAUAUUCAUUAAACUGGGACAUUUACUGAAUCAUUUAAAAGGCAGACACGAACAACAAAGCACAUCUCUAAUAAGAGUCCACGCGGAGACAUUUUGGUGCUUAGUAACAUCUUUUCAGAUAUGAGUUAUUGUUCAAUUUAAAGUAAUUUGAAUAAUGUAAGUGGAAGUUGGGCAUGCAGAAUUUUUGUUUUCACCAACUCUUAAAAUAAAUUAAUCCAUAAAUACAAGCUCUGCCCCUUCACCAAAUUGUAUGACGACAAAAUUACUAACAUCUAUAGUGUAUGUAAAAUUUUGCAAUAAAAAAACGGUAAAUAAAAAGAAUAAAAAUUUCCUUGUUGAAGCUUCACCAUUUAACCAAACAAUCAUAUAAUUACUGCAAAGUAAAAUAGAACAUAUAAAAUAAAACAAAUUGUAAUUCAUUAAAAAUAAUUCAUUUAAACACCUCCUGGUUCCAGCUGCUGCUUCAACUCUAGUAAAUAUUCAAAUUACUAAUAAUGAAAAUACAGCAUGAGCUAAUCAUAAAAAGUAAUUCCCUCAAAAUCAUUUGAAUAGUAUUCCCGGUUCAAGCUCUGCACCGUCACUGAAUUUUAUAUUUAUAAAAUGACUAAUAAUUUAAAAUAACUAAUAAUAAGCGUAUCUAAAAUAUAGUAAUUAUAUUGUAAUAAAUGAUUGGGUAGGCUCCAACUCACAUACAACCCUUUUUGUUUUAUU